Messenger RNA from Doryrhamphus excisus (bluestripe pipefish), 1130 nucleotides. RefSeq lists its product as uncharacterized. Lineage: Eukaryota; Metazoa; Chordata; Actinopteri; Syngnathiformes; Syngnathidae. The record is from RefSeq and is a predicted model, not a curated record.
UUUUGCUAGGCUGUAAUUGGCUGCAGGGCACCAUAUAAGCCAUUUGUCUUGUGUGUACUACUGUGGAGCAAGUAGUGUCAAGUGUAGCUACUGGGGGCUCUGACCAAGGUGGCAGUGACAUACUUGACAACAUGGCUUGUGGAGUUCAUUUGGGGAUCUUGCUGAUUUGUUUAGUUCAAGCAGAGCAUGUACGCUGUUUGUGGGCCCCUCAAGAAGCUCGGAGACAAAGUGACAACGCAUAUGUUGGCUACUUGCAUCAACGCCUCACACAAAGACUUGGUGGCAGCAAUCCCCAGAAUGAAUUCAGACAAGCUUUCAGUGUUCCAGCCUCAGCCCAACGCAGCAACAGCAAUAAAGGACUGGCCAUGAAUGUCUAUGAAAAAGCAGCCCCACAGUCUUCCCAAAGCGGAUACAGUUCAGUCAAGGUGGUGCGUGUCCGCCCUGUGUCCAGACAAAGGGUUCUUCUGGCGCCCCAAAACUCCCCAGAGCUGGACCCCUCUGUUUCUAUUGUGAACGCUGGCAUGUUGAAGCAGCAGGAGCGCCAACAGGCCAACAAGAAGAGUUGGGCCCCUCAGCAGGGUACACGGCGUGUGAGGCCUCUGCCCAAAAAAUACACUUCAGCUCAAAGUCUUCCAGCAAAGCCGCAACAAGAGAAACGCAAGCAUCAAAGCCGCCUCUUUGUGUCAGGCUACGGCUCACGAGAGUACGUUCCUAACAUGCAAACAUCAGCCACUGGUGUUGCAUCCACCUCUGAUUCUGCAGGAAGCUCUCAGCAGGGCAAAGUGUACCCAAGCUACGGCCAGUCUUCCCACAAGCACUACAUCCCACUCGGCUACAGACGGAAAUCCCAGCAGGCCACGAGAGGGGAGGCUUCCUCUGGUCAGCACGCACCCACCAAUGUGUUUCGCAUCCCUCAGCGCUUUGGUGGGCAUCCCAUCAAGCGACUGAAGGCCACUGACACUCCCCAGGUGUUUGAUGAGAAGACCCAAAACGCUUCCCUGCAGAAGAAACUAUAUUACAGACUGCCUGGCCGCAAUCCAUAGCCAGAGGAAAGGGUUAAACCACGUCAGAGAUGGAGGUACAAGUGCUGUUUAGAAUUUACUUUAAAUAAAUAUUUAUUUGCUUGACAA